Messenger RNA from Mya arenaria, 6106 nucleotides. RefSeq names its product thioredoxin domain-containing protein 5-like. The transcript has 9 exons. Lineage: Eukaryota; Metazoa; Mollusca; Bivalvia; Myida; Myidae. Gene Ontology annotation, biological process: protein folding. The record is from RefSeq and is a predicted model, not a curated record. Gene Ontology annotation, cellular component: endoplasmic reticulum. Gene Ontology annotation, molecular function: protein disulfide isomerase activity. The coding region runs from base 65 to 1288 and encodes 407 amino acids.
UUAAUGUUUGUACACGUUACAAAUCGCACCAGUGUCAGUCAGUCAGCCGGCAGGAAAGAAUCUCAUGAUCAUGAUGCAAAAAAGUAUUGUCAGUUGUUUGUUUCUUGCGCUAGCAAUUGUGUAUGUUCGUACGGAUGAUCACGGCGAGAAUGCAGUCGACUACAAUAAAGAAUCGUUCGAUUCUGCAGUGGCGAAAGAACGCCUGUUCGUGAUGUUCUUUGCUCCAUGGUGUGGGCAUUGUAAAAGGCUCGCACCAACCUGGGACGAACUUGCCGCCAAAUACAAUGUUGAUGGCAGGGAAGUCGCCAUCGGAAAGGUUGACUGUACUAUUGAGACGGCCCUCUGCAGUGACCACGGUGUGCGUGGCUACCCGACGGUCAAGUUCUUCAACCUGAACAAAGAAGGGGAGAAGUAUGCCGGUGGUCGGACCAUGGAGGCCCUCACAUCUUACGUGCAGGAACAGCUGGGCAAGGGUGAAGAACAAAAAGAAGAAGAGGCGAAAGAAGAGAAGGCACCUGUGGAGCUGCCAAAGGACGAGGAAGGACUAUUUGUGCUCACUGAUGACACCUUCGAGGCUCACGUGGCCAAGGGACACCACUUCAUCAAGUUUUACGCCCCUUGGUGCGGCCACUGUAAGCGUAUGGCACCUACCUGGGACGAAUUGGCGAAGAAAACCGGCAUCGAAGGAAAGGUCAAGAUUGCUAAGGUCGACUGUACCCAGAACUCGCAGACAUGCAGCAAGCACUCCGUGCGUGGCUACCCGACAAUUAUGUGGUUCACUAACGGAGAAAAGAGUGAAGAUUACCGCGGAGGACGGGAGCUGCCCAGCUUUGAAGCGUUCAUCGCCAAGAUGACAAGUGCUGAUGUUGAGGAGAAGAAGACAUCCACAGACGGACAGGUGCCUGCCAAGAAAGCUGGAGAGGAAGAGGAGGUUGAUGCUGGUAUGGUUAGCCUGACUGACGAAGACUUUGUUGAAUCUGUAUCAGAGGACUACACACUCGUCAUGUUCGCUGAUGAUGAGAAACCUUCCAGCAAUGCAUUGAUCCCGACUAUGGAUCGUGUGGCUGACGAGUUUAUCGACCGACCUGAGGUGCUGAUUGCCAAGGUCAACUGCAGGACAAAUGUGAAAACUUGCAAGGACCAGGAUGCCAAGGGACCUUACCCACAGCUGCGCGUCUACAACAGCGGUGCCAUCAUCGAGACAUACAAGGGCGAGAAAACGGUCAGUGCAGUGACGAAAUACCUCGAGAGCCUCAUACAGAAGGACAAAUCCAAGGAUGAGUUAUAAUGGCGAGGACUUUGUAGGAUUAUAACUCUAGAUAUUUUGAAAUUCCAUAGUUAAUUACAGGGUUGAAUGGUAAAUUGUAUUAAAUAUUUAGUUUAAGAUCUUGAUGCAGUAACGCAAGUCAAGUUGUUACGGUAAUUAAAGCAGAAGAUGGUGUUACUUUAUAAAAUCUUAUAAUGUUUAUCUUAAGAUUAAAAUAUUUAAUACAGUUUCUCUUACAUCCUUUGAUAUCAAAUUUAUUAGGUUUCAUUUGAAAUUAAUAUUACUAUGAUGUGUUUUAGUAAUUAUUGGACUCUGUAGCCUUCAAUUUUGGGAAAUAACAUUUUAAACAGAGAUGUGUUAUGACAUAAAGUGAAAAAUGCAAUAAGUUUAAUAUUGCUAAUAAUGCUAAAAUCACAAUCUUUGUUUAAAAUUUCUUAAUAGUAAUAAAAAACAUACUACAAUCAAAAUCAAAUUAUUAUUUUUUCCACAUUUUGAGCAUUUACAUAAUCGGACAGAGUUUCUCAAACUAUGCAAAUUUCUUUUCUUUAAAAUUUGCAAUCUUAUUGUGUAACGGAAUCUAUAUCACAUCAGUUACUAUUAUAAUAUUUAUUUUUUUGGAGAAAGACGACAUGAGGUAUUCUAGAUUAUUAGUUUACAUUUCAAAAUCUGAAACAGAUAUGUCUUCCAUUUUGAGCGUGUCAAAUCGAGCUUAGGGUCUCUUUAUCUUUAUUUCAUGUGUUUUCUUUCUCUUCACACCUUUCUUGUAUGUGCGUCAUACAUGAAAGCUUGCAAUAUGCUAUAUAUAGAAAUCCAUAUGGGCCUUCGUUCAAAUAUAAAUCCAUGAACAAAUCCACUUUAUUUGUCAAACUACGGAGCGGGCUUACUGCAAGGUUGUUCCAUCUUCAUGUAGAAAUUAGAGUCUUUACAACUGUAUUGCGCUAAGUCCGCAACUUGUAUUUUGAGUAUGGUAUUGUUAUGUAAGACAUUGUAUAAAUGACAAUUUUUGUAUAUUUAAGCCAACUGGGAUAUAUUGAUAUACAGAUUUUUAAUCCUGUGCCUUUUUGCCUUAAGUUUGAUAUAUAGACCUGGAGCAGUGAUUACGAACAGUUGAGUCUGAAUUCAGACCCAAUACUCAAAAAUGCCAAAACUGAAUUUCAUUAAAUUUCCUUCUAACAAAGCAUUGAUGGUGAAAUUUUCUUGAAACAAAUGACUAUUUGAAUGUUGUUCUAUUAAUCACUUAAUAUAUUUUUGUAAAAGAAAUGAUAUAAAUAUGAUUUUUGGUUCCUUCAUAAAAAUGCUUUUCUGAGUUUUCACUGAACUUGAGACUGUUCGUAAUCAUGGCCACAGGGGUUCAGAAGUUUGGGAUAAAUCGAGAUACCAUGAUUCAGAUCGUUUAACUUCAGACUAUUGUACACUUGUUAUGAUUGUUGUUGUUUUUUGCUUGGACUUUUGUUGCAUCAAAAACAGGGAAGUACAUAUACCUUGAAAUGAAUAUAUAAAUGAGUAUUUAAACAAUUUCAAAAACGGCCCUUUACCUUGCUCUGGGCUUGAAUCCCUCCUACUGCUAAGAGACCGCGAGCAAUUUUACAGGAUUAGCAAUUGUCAACUGUUAGAACCCUUAAAUAAGCACAUGCAUUAUUAUUUUCUGUGGAGUAUUUGAUAAUAAAAGCUGCUCUUCAUAUUUUAAGAAUUGGCCUCAAUACUUAUUGAAUGAAAAACUUACAUGUGUGUAUAUUUGGUCACCAUUCAUUAUCAGCACCCUGUAUAAAUGAAGCAUCAAAAUUAACAAUGUUUCUGUGUUCACAUUUUUACUUUUCUUUUCUUUUUUUGCAUUUAAUGAUAAAUAUGAUAAAGUUGUUGUUAUCGCUCCAAAUUUUAUUUGAUAUUUAUCUAGUCAGAUUGGCAGAUGAUUUUGCUGCCAAAUUAUGAACCUGUCUGAAAUGAUAAUUUGUUUCAAAAGAUUUUUUUUUGAUACUGCAAAUUCACAUUCAUAUAACUGUACCAGGACAUUGUCAUACCUUAUAUUGAUAAUUAAUUUUCUUGAACAAUUUUUGAUUGUCCCAAUUUUGUGAAACAAAAUAUAAUUUCAAACACUGCAGGGCAUUGGGUCUUAAUAAGUGUGUAUUAGUAUGUAUUAAUUUAAUAAGAUUAAUUUAUAAUCCAUUUGAUUUAUGCAUAAUAAUAAAUGCUAUAAUUUAUUGACGAAAGAUAUUUUCUUAUUAGGUCAAUUUUAUCUUAAAAAUCAUUUUGCAAUUAAAAUAAUAUUUCAUUCUUCAUCUCUUUUUAUCUUCUUUUAUUUUCUCAUGGUGGCAGGAAACGCCUGAAUAAAGCUCAUCAUAGUAACAUAAUUAUGAAUCUCAUUGUUGUCUUUUCUUUCUUAUUUUACAUACAUUUGACAUUGUAGUAUACAUUUGUCAUAUAAUAUUAUUUUUAUGUGACAUUUUCGGGGCAUUUACUUUGUUUGGGGUUAUAUGCUUGUUACACAGUGGGCUGAUUGUUCUGAACUUUGUAAAAGUAAUUGUUAUUAACUUCAAAAUCAUUACUGCGCUGGAAGUUAAAUGGAUUCACUUGUGAUCUGCAGUAUUUCAAAUCAGAUUUGAGACAACUGUUUCAGCUGUUCUUGAAUUAAAUAUGAGCACAUCAUAUAUUAGUUCAACUUCAAAAGUUAACAAUGAUGUUGUAAACAACGUUGUUAACUUUAACAAAAUUCUAAACAAUUGGCCGCAUGUUGAUCAUAAAUUGUGCUAAAAAUAUGCAUUUUGUUAAGAGCUUAAAGUUCAAAUUUUAAAGUUUGCAUAAUACCUGGAUUUGUAAAAGCAUUACUUACAAGGUUUAUAAGGCGUUACUUCUUUAUUUAAGAAAUGGAGAGCUCCCGCUUGCAGUGGAACAAUUGACAUGGUUCCUAUUCCAAGAUUUAUUAUUAGAAAAGAAAUACCCCCCACUUUGUCAGCUUGAAAUGAUGUUAAAAUCUUCGAACAACCUUUCCAGGGGCCAAUUCAAAAAAGAUUUUAGUCUUUAAUUGAAAUUAUCGUAGUGCCCUAGUCUCAUAAAUAUGCUGCAUAUUUUAUUAAGUAAUCAUUAGCCAACACUAAAAAUGAACACGAAUUUGAGGAAAUAAAAAACAUGCAAUGUUUUUAUCAUUCGUGACUUUAAUACAGAUUAAAGAUUUUUGAAGUUAAUACUAAAAUCCUUUAUUGAAACUGCUCUCUGAAGCAUGGGCUUGUUUGACCUUUGAAUGACUUUGUUUGACCUUGGAAUGACCUUGUUUGACCUUGCAAUGACCUUGUUUGUUGAUGGUGCUCAGAAAGUUUCUUUGUAGAAUUAACAAGUAGAAUGGUCAUACUUUAUGCAGUAAGUAAGAUUUGUAUUUAUGAAGAACAUUUUAUAAUUUACAUCAGCAUUUGUUAACUUGUUUGUCUAUAAUGUGGAUGUUUUGAAAAUUGAGAGCCAUGUGUUAAGGUAUUGUAUCCAGUAAGCGUAUAACAACCCAUAGUUUAACCUAACCUAUGCAAAUUUAGCACAUUCUUUUGUUUGAAUGAAGACUAUUUAAUAACAAUUUACUUUAUCCCCGAAAAAAGGCUAUUGUCACCUUAGUGCAAGAACUCAAUAUCUGCUUCUAUUUCUAUAUGCAGUUAUUGAGUUAUUGCACUAGGGUGACGCUAUGUUCAUGCUCUUAAAAUAGUUGUAUACUUCUUGGUGUUGUACUAUUAUACUGUGAAUAAAUGCCUAACAGUGUUUCUGACAAUGAUGUUUUUACCAUUGUCCAGUUUGUUGUGAGGAUGGGUUAAGUUAUAAUUGCAUUUAAUGAAGCAAUGAAGCAUUUUUAAAUCUGUUGACAGGGUUGUGAAAUUGCCAUAGAAUCAUUCGAAAAAAUGCUACAGCUUUGUUAAAAAUUGCCAUUGUUGCUGCUGCUGUUGCUACUACAUCUGUAUAUUUGAUAGAAUUGUGAAUAUCUAAUCUUAAUUUAUUGCUUACUGAAUUAUUAGACACAAUUGCUAUAGCAUUUUUAUAAAACAGCCGUUGUUGUUGCUGCUGCUGCUACUCGAUCUGUACAUUCUAUAGAAUAAUUAAAUAUCUAAUCUUAAUUUAUUGCUUAAUGAUAAGUGCUGUUGUAACAGGUACACUGGGUCAGUAUUACAGAAGCAUCUUAAGAAAAACAAAUUAAACUUAAGUAUAGAUAUUGGAAUUAUUUUGUUUCUUGAAAAAUACACUAAUGAUUUAAAACAAAUUUUUCAUUUUUAAAAACUUAAGUUUCCAUAUUUUAAUUGCUGUACACUAAGCAUACGACUUUCCACCAGUGAACCAGUUAAGGAAAUUGUUGAAUUUAAGAAGUACAAUUUUAAGUUAGAUGCUUCUGUAAUAGUGCUCCUGUUGUUUAAUGUGUAUCUUUGCUAUGAGACACAUUCCAUGGCCCAGUGUUUUGAAAAUUAAAUAUAUUAAGAUGAAAAGUUUGAAUGUAAAUUAGAUAAAAGCAAUGCUCUUAACAAGGAUAAUCAUAUUUUGUGGAAAAUGUCAUCGUUGUAGCAACAUAUUUUGUAUCGCUUUGGACAAUUUCGAUACAAAAUAAAUAUACAGUAUACAAUUUUUAAUUUGUGUCGAAAUAUACUUAAAAUGUCCAUAGACAAUUUGAAAUGCAUGUAUAAAAAUAUACAUUUUAGGAAAAAGAUUUUAAAUAGCCUUUGAUAAUCUUGAUAUUACAUUCAAUCAAUAUACAUCUAUGUUUUUCUUUUCCGAUAUCAUUACCCUUUCCUGCCAUUUGUGUGAGUGAGUAAUGUACAUUUAAACAUAUCAUGAAUGGGAUAUAUUUUCUUCUGAAUCAAGAAAUAAAAUUAAAAAAUA